AUGUCAGAAUCUUCCGCCAAAAGCAAUAGGUUCAAAAGCUGGGUCCCCAGCUUAAAGGCCACUCGCCUGAGGGUUUAUAGACUGGCUACUCGUCUGAACAUCCCUUUGGCAGAUGCCGCCAAGGUCGAAUUGGAACAGUACGAUCAUGACAAUUUGGAGUCUUGGACCGCCCUCCAGCGUCUUCCUAGAUCCCUUUACUUUAAUUUGGCUUUACCUGAAUCUGAACUGGAUGACACCGGCGAAGCCAAACGUUUUUUUCCAAGAAAUAAAAUCCGUACAGCCAAGUACACCCCUUUAAAUUUCUUACCUAAAAAUGUUUUCUUGCAAUUCCAAAAUGUUGCCAACCUCUUUUUUUUGUUUCUUGUCAUUCUUCAGUGUAUUAAACUUUUUGGCAAUCAAGUGAACCCUGGUUUGGCUGCAGUGCCUUUAAUUGUUGUUGUUGGUAUAACUGCGAUUAAAGAUGCUAUCGAAGAUUUUCGUCGUACAAUGCUCGACAUUCAUUUAAACAACACCCCAACGCUUCGUUUGAGCAAUUACAAUAAUCCCAAUAUCAGGACCGAGUACGUUAGUUACAUUCGAAAAUUUAAAAAGCGUAUGUCUGCUUUGUUUCGAGUGUUUCUCAUGAAGAAGAACCGAAAGAAAGAAGAAAAUACUGUCUCUGAUUCGGUUCCCCUUGAAGAUCUUUCUUCCGAACGUAGACCAAGUUAUGAUUCUGUGUUCCGAGGGUCCAUUGAUAUGGGGGAUCCUUUUGAUGAAUCCAAGGGCAAAGGUGAUUACAGUCUCUCAGAUGGAAAGACUGCUGUGCAUCAACAGCGGGCAAUGGAUGUUAUAGAUUAUCAAGCUGUGGGCUCUGGCGACUGUCAAUUCAAGAAAGUCUUCUGGAAGGAUAUCCGAGUUGGUGAUUUCGUUAAAGUAUCAGACAACGAAGAAAUCCCUGCUGAUAUCGUUAUCCUUAAUACUUCUGAUCCCGAAGGCAUUUGCUAUAUCGAAACUAAAAACUUGGACGGAGAAACAAACCUCAAGAUUCGACAUGCUUUGACCGCGGGUAAGAACGUGGUUGAUGAAAUGUCUUGUGAACGAUCUCGGUUUUGGAUUGAAAGCGAGCCUCCCAAUGCAAACCUAUACGAGUAUAACGGAGCUUGUAAAUGUUAUGGACAUACCGACACCGGUAUGUUAGAUGAAUCACAACUUCACUCUGAGCCUGUGUCCUUGGACAAUUUGCUUUUGCGAGGCUGUGCUGUGCGAAAUACAAAGUGGGUCAUUGGUGUAGUCGUUUUCACUGGUGACGACACAAAAAUUAUGUUGAAUUCUGGAGCUCCCCCUUUGAAGCGAAGCCGUAUUACCAGGAAUUUGAACUGGAAUGUUUAUUUGAACUUUAUUAUUCUGUUUGCAAUGUGUCUCGUAUGCGGUAUCGUCGAGGGUAUUGCUUGGCGUGGAAAAACACGAUCAUCUUACUAUUUUGAAUGGGGUUCCAUCGGUGGGUCCGCUGCCAAAAAUGGUAUUGUUACCUUUUUUACUGGUGUUGUCUUGUUCCAAAAUUUGGUCCCUAUUUCUCUUUAUAUAUCUAUCGAAAUCGUGAAGACGAUUCAAGCAAUUUUCAUAUACUUCGACAAGGAUAUGUAUUAUAAAAAACUUAAUUAUCCUUGCACUCCUAAAUCAUGGAACAUUUCAGACGAUUUGGGACAAGUUGAAUAUAUUUUUUCUGAUAAGACUGGAACACUUACCCAAAACGUUAUGGAAUUUAAAAAGUGCUCUAUAAAUGGUGUUCCCUAUGGAGAAGCGUUUACAGAAGCAAUGGCGGGUAUUGCUCGUCGAGAAGGAAAAGAUUCGGAACAACUUACAGUGGAAAAACGUAGUUUCAUUGACCGUGAUAGAAUGCAGAUGAUUGCUCAAAUGAGAAAUACGUCCGAUAACAAAUACCUGGUGGAUGAAAACCUUACGUUUGUUUCCUCUCAGUUCGUGCAUGAUUUAACCGGCAAAGCUGGUGAAGAACAAUCGAUGGCUUGUUACGAGUUUUUUUUAGCUCUUGCUUUAUGCCAUAGUGUUGUGGCCGACAGAGUUGGCGACCGUAUUGUCUACAAAGCUCAAUCUCCGGAUGAGGCUGCACUCGUUGGUACGGCUCGUGAUGUUGGGUUUGUUUUCCUCGAUCAGCGUAGGGAUAUCAUGGUUACUCGGGCUCUUGGGGAGACUCACAGGUUUAAAUUAUUGGACACUAUUGAUUUUACAUCCGCCAGAAAAAGAAUGAGUGUUGUCAUUAGGGGACCAGACAAUCGUUACGUUCUCAUCUGUAAAGGUGCAGAUAGCGUUAUUUAUGACAGAUUGGAACCGGGUGAGCAACCAACUCUUCAAAAAGUUACUGCUGAACAGCUGAAAACUUUUGCUCUUGAAGGCCUUCGAACCUUAUGUAUCGCUAAACGUGAACUUACUGAGGAGUACUUUGAAUGGAAAGAGAAGUAUACUGUUGCUUCCUCUGCUAUCGAGAAUAGAGAGGAAAGGAUUUCCGAAGUUGCCGACUUAAUUGAAUCACGGCUUACCUUACUUGGAGGUACUGCUAUCGAGGACCGUUUGCAGGAAGGUGUUCCCGACGCAAUUGCGCUCUUAGGAAGUGCUGGCAUUAAGCUUUGGGUAUUAACCGGAGAUAAAAUGGAAACUGCGAUUAACAUUGGUUUUUCUUGUAACCUUUUAGACGCUAGUAUGGAGUUGAUCAAAUUCGAUGUUGACCAAGAAAUAUCCACGCCGGAACUUGAGGUAAUUUUAGCAGAUUAUCUUUAUAGGUACUUUGGAUUGUCGGGCUCCAACGAAGAGCUUGAAGCAGCAAAGCAGGAUCACGACGUUCCUGCUGGAUCUCAUGCCUUAAUUAUUGAUGGCGGCGUUUUGAAACGCGUCCUGGAAGGAUCGAUGAGAACUAAAUUUUUGUUGCUUUGUAAGCAAUGUAAGUCUGUCCUGUGUUGUCGUGUCAGUCCAGCUCAGAAAGCUGAAGUUGUGCAUCUCGUUAGGGAUAGCUUGGACGUAAUGACAUUAGCUAUCGGCGAUGGUGCUAAUGAUGUGGCUAUGAUACAAAAAGCCGAUAUUGGUAUAGGUAUCGUUGGAGAAGAAGGAAGGGCAGCUGCGAUGUCUGCUGACUAUGCGAUUGCACAAUUUAGAUUCUUGAGCAAGCUGGUUCUUGUUCACGGGCGUUGGGAUUAUAACCGUAUAGCAGAAAUGGUCAAUAAUUUCUUCUAUAAAAGUGUUGUUUGGACGUUUACCCUCUUUUGGUUCCAAAUCUAUAAUAACUUUGAUGCAAAUUAUCUCUUUGAUUAUACGUAUAUUAUGCUUUUCAACUUAAUUUUCUCCUCUUUACCUGUCAUCGUAAUGGGUGUUUACGAUCAAGAUGUUAGUGCCGAGGUAUCGUUGAAGAUACCUCAACUGUACAAGAGGGGUAUUUUACAGUUGAAUUCAACCCCGCAAAUAUUCAUUGGAUAUAUGAUUGAUGGAUUUUAUCAGUCAGUUAUAUGUUUCUUUUUCUCAUUUCUUGUUAUAAAUAAUGUGACAGUAGCAGCUCAAAAUGGGCGUGACACCAUGGGAAUGCAGGACCUCGGUGUGUAUGUGGCAGCUCCUACAAUUAUGGUUGUUGAUUCAUAUGUUCUUUUGAAUCAAGCCAAUUGGGAUGUGUUCUCAGUUGGUAUUUGGGCUUUGAGUUGUAUAACAUUUUGGUUCUGGACGGGCGUUUACUCUCAGAGCUAUUACUCCGUUGAUUUAUAUAAGUCUGCCUCUCGUAUUUUCCGAACUCCAAAUUUCUGGGCAGUACUAUUUGGUACAAUUGUCAGUUGUUUGUUUCCGAAAUUUCUUUUCAUGACUGUGCAAAAGCUUUUUUGGCCGUAUGAUACUGAUAUCAUUCGCGAAGGCUAUCGUACCAGGCGCUUACAGGAAUUUGAUGAAGAAGCUGUUAUUGAAAGUCCUGAAGCUUCUACAGACUGGGCCUCUUCUACAUUACAAGUUCCAUUCAAUACGUCAACAUCGAGCUUUGCAACAAUGCAAAAGAAGGACAAGGAUCAUGUACGUAUGGAUACGCAUUCUUUGUCACUCACUCCAAGUAUCCCCAAUACUUUUGGUCGAUCUUACUCUCCAAGCUUCAUGGAUGGGUCUCCUGUCUUCUCUGAUGAAGUGCUGAACAGACCACCUGAGUUUCUUCCAACGAGAGGAUCUGUAUCUUCAUCAGAACAACCACUUCGACCUAGGUAA
Schizosaccharomyces osmophilus is the source of this 4221-nucleotide messenger RNA. It is a transcript of the gene dnf2, whose product is annotated as plasma membrane phospholipid-translocating ATPase complex, ATPase subunit Dnf2. Gene Ontology annotation, cellular component: plasma membrane. Gene Ontology annotation, molecular function: ATP hydrolysis activity; ATPase-coupled intramembrane lipid carrier activity; ATP binding. Lineage: Eukaryota; Fungi; Ascomycota; Schizosaccharomycetes; Schizosaccharomycetales; Schizosaccharomycetaceae. Gene Ontology annotation, biological process: phospholipid translocation. Bases 1 to 4221 code for a protein of 1406 amino acids. The transcript has 2 exons. The record is from RefSeq and is a predicted model, not a curated record.